Messenger RNA from Chenopodium quinoa (quinoa), 666 nucleotides. RefSeq names its product leucine-rich repeat receptor-like serine/threonine/tyrosine-protein kinase SOBIR1. Bases 1 to 666 code for a protein of 221 amino acids. Gene Ontology annotation, biological process: protein phosphorylation. Lineage: Eukaryota; Viridiplantae; Streptophyta; Magnoliopsida; Caryophyllales; Amaranthaceae. The transcript has 3 exons. The record is from RefSeq and is a predicted model, not a curated record. Gene Ontology annotation, molecular function: protein kinase activity; ATP binding.
AUGAUUGCAAUAAAGAAGAUAAAGGGACUGCCUACUGAGGCUGCGAAGCUCUGUGAAGAAGAUACGGAAAGUUUAGAGAGCAAUAUGCAUGCACUCAAGUUGGAGAUACAGGCUGUCGGAAGAAUAAGGCACUGCAAUUUGCUACCUCUUCUUGCUCAUGUUCCACGCCAAAACUGUAAUUUACUUGUGUACGAGUACAUGAAAAAUGGUAGUUUGCAAGACUUAAUGGUAAAAGUAGCCAAUGGAAGCACAGAGUUAGAUUGGUUAAUUCGACAUAAGAUAGCCAUUGGAAUGACUUAUAGACUUGAAUAUCUCCAUAUAUAUGAACAUAAUCGCCGUAUCAUUCACAAAGAUCUCAAGCCACGCAACAUCCUUCUUGAUGAUGACAUGGAGCCUCGUAUUGCAGAUUUUGGGCUAGCAAAAGAAAUGUUAAUCGAUAACACUCACGGGCUGAUUCUUGGAAGUUUGGUGAUAGGAAAGCUAUUGGAAGAUAAUUUCUUUCAAGAAACAAGAAGGGUGGAUAUGAAGAUAUGGAUGAAAAAUAUUAUGUCUUCGGAGGAUCCUAAAAGAGCAAUUGAUUCUUCGCUAAUGGGUAAUGGGUAUGAAAAGCAAAUGCUUCAAGUGCUAAAUAUUGCAUGCUAUAGCACCCAUAUUGACCCUGAAUAG